Molecule: messenger RNA, 1311 nt
Organism: Drosophila willistoni
Lineage: Eukaryota; Metazoa; Arthropoda; Insecta; Diptera; Drosophilidae
Exons: 2
Coding region: 1-1311 (436 amino acids)
Source: RefSeq, a predicted model, not a curated record
AUGGUUCAUCAGCAGGAAAUGCCAAGGCCAUUUAGCAUUUUCAGUCAAUUGGAUGCAAAGGUACCAAAACAGCUUUCGGGUGUCUAUCGGUUUCUGGUCUUUGCCAGAGAUUGGACAAUAUUUAAGCAUAAUGCCUGCUAUGCUAGAAUAUACUUUCAUCCAGUGCUUUUUGUGAAUGCUCUGCAAAUGGCCAUUAAGGAGCGAGAGGAUUGCAAAAUGAUGCGUUUACCUGCUCCAUAUGAGAUUCUACCACAAUUAUAUUUCGAAAGGGAUAUUAUACUGGCUGCUCAAUUGACAAGUUGGCAACAAUUGGCGCCAGUGAAGAUCUCCACGAAGCGCACUUGGAAGGAGAUCUUGGCCAGCUUUAUGGGCUACACUCAGUCAACUUUAAAGGACUCGGAAUCCGAACUCUUGCCAGCCGAACCAAUUGUGAUUGAGGCCAAGAAAGAGAUGGCUCAUUUAGGAUUAGAUGUGGAUUUGAAUGCUCAUUGGAAUCUAAUAAUCAAUCAACUUCUGAUGGAUCAACAAGAUGAGACUAACGAGGAUAAUACAAUUAUAGAUGGUGAUCGUAUGAUGGCAUUUCGUGGUCCUAGCGAUGAGCAACUCUAUAAGGACAAAAUCCGUAGACGAAUGGGAAACGAAGCGAAAAGCUCGCAGAAUUUCAUUUAUAAUCUACAACAAAUUGUACGACUUUUGGAAUGGAAAGAUCUUGUGACUAAUCAACGAUCAAUGGAUAUAAUACAACCUCGUCUGAUAACCACUGGAGGCAAGCCCUAUAGGGCCACCAACAUUAGCUUAGAACAAAUCCGAAGUUUGAUGCAUUUAGAAUUGGAUAAUCUAAACAAACUCAUAGAAAAUGAGUUGAAUGUUUCCUCAGAUACGCCCUCGUUGAUUGCACAUCGCAUUAUAGCCGAAAAUUAUCGUCAGUUAUGCGAGAAUAUGAGUCGAGCUUUGAAUGAUAAUCGUUUGGAUCAACCGAAUAUGUUUAGCAUGGGAACAUCUAAUCUACGUGAUCCCAUUUAUCGUUCAUUACUCUAUCGACUGGAUCAACUAAUCAAUGUAUACACAAAGCCAUUGACGAGAGUCUUUAACAUGGAUAUAAAGAUUAAUCAGUUAAGUGGUAUCACAGCAACAGCAACCUUUCGACUUAAGGUAAAGGAAGAAUUUUUGUUCUUGGUGUUGUCUCCACCAUCCUCCAUCCUCCAUCCUCCAUCCUUCAGCCGUGUUCUUGUCCUGGUCCUUGUCGUUGUGACUCUUGAGUACAAGAACAAGAACGUCGACAACGCUGGCAACUUCCUGCUAUCGUGCUAA